CCACAAGGACCAGUUUGGUGUGCCACCCCAAAGAUUCCUCUGGCCCCGUCUGGCCACCCCUAUCAAAAUUUUCUGGAGGCGCCCCUGCUGAUCUCCCCUCCGUUUUGUAACCAGAUGGUAUGACCCUGCUUUUUCUCGCUUCUGAUUGGUUGAAGGGCGUCACUACAUCUUUUAGCCUGGGCUUAGUGGUGUAGCCUAGCUCAUUAUCGUGAGUUUUAUAAAGCUUACAUUAAUUUAUUUCAGAUGGCUAUGUGAUGGAUAAUGACUCAUCAGUUACGUGAACCCGCAGCGGACGUGUUUCAUCGCUACUGUAAAGCUAACAAUCAUGUGGAGACAGCAGCUCCAGGAUGCUACAGUAGCUCUGUCUUGUUUAAGAGAAAAUAAUGAACAGCAGAACACCAUUCCUGAGAUCAACCCCAGAGAUGGACUUAGGAGACUGGAUGUUCAGCAGAUGGUGCUGAUCAAAGAAGAAGCUCCUGAAGAAUGGAGGCUCGAUGUGGACCAAGAGGAGCCCGACCCAAUCCACAUAAAAAAGGAAGAGGAGGAGGAGGAAAUUUGGACCAGUCUGGAGGGCGAACCUGCAAAUGUGAAGGUGGAGAUGGAUGACACCGAGCUUAUGUGCUCUGCAGUUCCUCUAAGUACUGGAGACAAUGAAGAGAGAACGAGAAUCCACAACCAAGGACUGUUUGCUUGUGAUUUUUGUGGACAAAGAUUUACCAAAAGAAUACUUUUAAGCAAACACAUGAUAAUCCACACGGAACCGAAGGUUUUUGGUUGUGAUGUAUGUGGACAGAAAUUUGGACGCAAAGAAAAUUUAAACAGACACAUAAUAAUCCACACAGGAGAUAGACCGUUUGCUUGUGAUUUUUGUGGACAGAAAUUUACUCAAAAGACAAAUUUAAAGAAACACAUGAGAGUCCACACAGGAGAAAGACCGUUUGCUUGUGAUUUUUGUGGACAGAAAUUUGCCCAAAAGACAACGGCUAACAAACACAUGGAGACCCACACAGGGCAGAAACGGUUCGACUGUGACACUUGUGGACAAAGAUUUACCCAAAAGGCAAGCCUCGUCAAACACAAAAGAAUCCACACCGGAGAGAAACCAUUUUCUUGUGACGUGUGUUCACAUCGAUUCACCCAAAAGGCAAGCCUCGUCAAACACAAGAGAAUCCACACGGGAGAGAAACCAUUUCCUUGUGAAGAGUGUGGACAAAAAUUUGCUCGAAAGACAACUUUAGUCACACAUCAGAGAAUCCACACGGGAGAGAAACCGUUUGCUUGUGACGUCUGCACACGGAGGUUUAACCAAAGAGGACACUUAAAUGCACACAUGAAAAGCCACACAGUUCUCCCUGCAGAUGUUCAAGUGGUGCUGAUUGAAGAAGUUCCUGAGAAUCGUGGGCCUGAAGUGGACCAGCAGGACCCAGAGCUCCUCCACAUCAAGGAGGAAGAGGAGAAACCCAGGUCCAGUCCAGAGGGAGAGCAGCUCAGUGGGAAGGAGACUGAUACCACAAGGUUGUCAUUCACUGUAGCUCCUUUGAAGAGUGAGGAUGAUGAAGAGAAAUCUAUGUUGUCACAGCUUCAUCACCAACAAAUGGAAGAAGGAAGUUUUCAAGCCAACAGCACAGCUCAUCAGAUGAAAGCAGAAGCUGUUGAAGAGGACUCCAGAGAAGUGGAGACUACAAUGAAAUCAGAUCUAAAGGCGCCCGAACAUGAAUCCGACUCAUCAGAGACUGACGUCAGUGAGGGCGAAGAAGAGGUCGAAGAUGUAAACAUCCCUGAAUCAGCUCAAGCACUCACUGUGUGGGCCAGAAACUGAAACUAAUGACGACUGGAAGGAACGCAGAGCUAUCGAAAUGAGUUUAAACACUGUUACCAGAUCCAUCAUCUGCUCUGAAUGUGGUAAGCUGUUUGUUAAUGUUGGCCCGUCUAUUCUUAGAUCAUGUGACGAGUCAUUCAACGAUGAGAAUUAGAAUCCACAUUGGGAAAGUUGUGACGUGUACACAGGAAUAGGCCAAAUUUUGAACAUUAAGCCCUAAUAAUGUGGGCAUCAAGCUCUUAUUGAUGUCCCUCUGAGAAUUUGUGCAACACUUGAACUGAAAAUUAUAGGUAAAGUUAACCGAGAACGUUUUUUUUUUUUUUAUUGCUCAGUCUGGGUUUCACAUAGCCUGGCAAGCCAGACUAAAUAAAUGUAUUAUUUAGUGGCCACGCUCCAUUGACGGCUCUUGGUUGUGGGGCGGGUUCUACCGUUGUCUUUCAAAUGAUCUCCGCAUUCCACUGGACAAAGAAUGUGACAUACUCUUGUUUCACUCUGUUGCAUCAUCCCACCCACCAGGCAUAUAGAGUGCCCUGAUUGGCCCACAAAGCAGAUAAAGCUCUGAUUUGUUCACUAAGCAGAUAGAGCACUAUGAUUGGCCCACCAUUAUGGACCAAUCACAGCUCUUUAUGUGUUUGAAACCCCUCUAGAGAGCUGUGAUUGGCUAGCCAGAGUCCUGGUAGGAGCUGCUGAGGUUCCAAUGGAGCAUGCCUAGACCAUUCUUUGCAAAGCAAGAAUUUGGUCUAGUUCACUAGGCUAGGUUUCACAGAAACGUGAAAAUAAUCCACCCGAUCUCCUGUAUCAGCUCCAGAUAGAAAAUAGACGGGGAAAAACGUGGGUCAGAAAAAGCCACACAGAUCAACGUCACACUUUAAAUUAGCGUUCAUGGACUCAUCCGUCUUGGUUCACGGCUGCGAAGACUGUUGCUGGUUUAGCAUUCAGGAGAGAGCAGAGCAUGUCUCGGCUAGUAGAAGCUAACUGUUAGCAUUAGCAACUACACAACAUGGUAGAAGUCCUUCAGACUUGAGUUAUUUGUAGAGCUAAAACAACACUGCAGAGCAAACUGAGGCAGCGGUUGAGUCGUGUUGCUGUUGGACCAUCAGACGCGACCAUGGGUGACGCCAGGCCGUAGCUCGGGGUUGCUAAAGCAACAGCCUGAUUAGGUGAAGCAAUGGUUUAGCAAUCCCAACUCUGGACCCCCCACCCCCCAAAAUCCGCACCAAUGAGGGGCGUGCUUGUUCGUGUUUAGGCUCCACCCCCGCUCUUCAUUUGGUGCCGAUGGAGAACAGCGACCCCAUACACUCACUGAGCAGCAGUAAAGCAACUGCAGGUAGAAAUUCCUGGCGCUGCCUCUGGAGGUGAGAUGUUCGCGUGUCAGGAAAUAAGACUCCAAAGUCUGCUGUCUUCUGCCACCUCUGCUCUGGCUAACUUCUAGUUCCUGAAACUGUAGCGCCAGAGCUUUUUUUCCGCUGAGAUAGACUCACAAGGCAUUGAUUUAUACUAGAAACCACUGCAUACGUGUAGAAAAAAAACGAGUGAACGUGGUCUUCGAGAUUUCGCAGAGUUUUCUUUUGAUUUUUCACAUCUAAAUGCUAAAGAUUAAUAUAAUUUUUCUGUUUAUUUAUGAAAGAGGCUCUUCAGAACAGUUGCGACUAAUCUGUUUAUGUAUUUAUUUUGUCACACACAGACAGUCUCAACAGGUACACGCAUGUGAGUGAAAGUGUUACCUGAGAACUUUGGGGCUGGUGUGCCUGAGGACAACAGAUGGUCCUUUAAUUCUGCACUUGUGUUCUUGUGGAAAUGUUAUGAACACUGAAUUAGUCUGGAGGUCAAUGGUUUCCUCAUGAGAUGAGGUGUUCUGUCCUUUAUGCUUUAUGAUUUUUUAAAUAAAAACAUAAAUGUUAGUAAAAACAUUCAUGAAGACUUCUUUAACAUGAGCCUGGACAUGUAGGGAUGAGCAUGUGGUCUGAUGCUGUUGGUCUCAUUGUGAAAACGAAUUGUCUUCUGCAGGAAAUACGGGUUUAAUCACAUCUAUUAUCAAAGCUAUCAAUGUUAUGAUUAUUAAUGAUGUCAUAGUGGUCUCUGUGAACAUUUGCAUCUAUUGGUGGUUGUAGGAUUUUAUCCUGGGUACUAUGAAACUAAUGAAAUGUCAGUCAGACCCCCACCGACCCCUGAAAUCUCAGAAAGCCACGCUUGCAACUUCAGGCUGGUCCCUGCUGGUGGAGUGGAGCUGGAGUCUGCUUCCAGCACGUUUCCUGCGUGCUUUAGAUCGUGAACGCAGCCAAUAUGCUUGAUUUAGUGAUGGGUUGCACGUCUAGGAAAUAAUGACAUUUCAGCAGUGAGAUUGAGCUGUUAAAAAGACAAACUCACAGCGAUGAGAAGAGUUUAAUUUUUUGCUUUGAUCACAGAUAAUUAAUAAGACACUAGGGGGUGCUAAAAGCAAGCAAAACUGCUUAGUAUCUCUUUAAAGAGCAAGUCACUUCAAAUCAACAUUUUUUUUGCUGAUAAACUAUAUAAAUGAGUGUCUGAUGGUGCUGUUGGCAAAUGUAGUCAAUAAUUCAGCAUUUUAGUUCUUCUUAGUUAAAAUUUAAAUAUUUUGCCUAAAACUGUCAGUGUUGUGCCGUUGUCAGGUAAAAACUCUGCACAGCAUUUGCAUUUAAAUCUGCCAUUGCUAUUGGCUAAGAGGUACACUAUGAUGUUAGAUGAUACAUUAUGAUGUCACAAUGUCGUGAGUGUGUGUAUUUGUUAGUGGCUCCGCCCUCUUGGUCUGCUAGGCAACAGCAUUUGUUGCUUUUUUCAAACAGGAAGUGGGAGUUGAGUAAGAAUCUUUAAAGAGCAAGUCACCCCCUACCAGAUUCUUACUUCACUCCCACUUCCUGUUUGAAAAAUGCAGCAAAUGCUGUUGCUUGGCAGACCGAGAGGGCGGAGCCGCUAACAAAUACACACAUACACAGGCUCACAAUGGCAUUAUGACAUCAUAAUAUACCAGAUGACAUCAUAGCAUACUUCUUAGCCAAUAGCGGUGGCAGAUUUAAAUUCAAAUACAGUGCAGAAUUUUUCCCUGACGACGGCGCAACACUGACAGUUUUAGGCAGAAUAUUUGAAUUUUAACUAAGAUGCACUGAACUGCCAAAUUAUUGACUACACGUGUCUGUAGCAUGAUUAGACACUCCUUUAUAUAGUUUAUCAGCACAAAAAAAUGUGAUUUUUUUGAGUAUUACUCCACUCCCACUUCCUGUUUGAAAAAUGCAACAAAUGCUGUUGCCUAGCAGACAGAGAGGGUGGAGCGGCUAACAAAUACACACGCGCACACACACAGGCUCACAACAACAUUGUGACAUGAUAUGGUACCAGCUAACGUUCUAGGGUACCUCUUAGCCAAUAGCGAUGGCAGAUUUAAAUUCAAAUGAAGUGCAGAGUUUUUACCUGACAAUGGCACAACACUGACAGUUUUAGGCAGAAAAUUGAAAUUUUAACUAAAAUACACUAAAGUGCAAAACUAUGCGUGUCUGCAGCACGAUUAGACACACAUUUAUGUAGUUUUAUCAGGAAAAAAAUGAUUUGGGGAUGACUUGCUCUUUAAUGUUCAGAAACCCUUUCACAGAAAUAUUUAUUUUUUAUUCAGCAUGCAGAUGAUCUGAAUAUUUUCUAGAAGAAUGAGUACGAGCUGUUGGGUUGGGUUGUGUGACACAAACGGUGAUGGCCAUGAAAAUGCUGUGCAUUCCAUUCAAAAUGUUGACGUAAACAUAGAUAUUGGUGAAUAUGGGUUGGUAGGGUAAAAAUCAAUUGUCUCGUUAAACUCUGAUUUAACCGAUCUGAUAGUUUCUUUGUCAUUGUUUAAUAUAGUUUUUUGUCCAGUCUCAGACACAAAGUGUCUUAGAGGGACUUCUAACAAGGUCAGGAUCAUCAGUUGGCUUCCACACAUGAAGCAUGCUUGUUGCAUUUCAUAAACUCAACAGUAGAUGUCAGCGUGUGUUUAGAAAUCAGCUGGGCACUGCACGUGCUGACAUGCAUUCUGCACAGAAGCUGUCUGGAAAACCUUGUUGUUGUGAUUGAGAAUGCCCGCCCCCUCCUGCUCACUCAUGCAGUGGUUUGAUUGACCGAGUUAUACUCCAUUAAAAUUGAAGACUGAAAGUGGGUGUGACUUGUGUUGAUGAUUAAACUCAUGCUGACAUCCCCGUGAUGCUGAUAAGUUGAUGAAAAGUCACACAAGUCCUCUGGUGAAGCCAAACCCGGUCCUGAGCAUCUGAUCUACUGCUGGUCUGGAGUUUAGCUGAACGUUCAUCAUGUCUGCAAGCAACCAAAUCUUCGACGAGGAAAGGAGCGACAUUCCUGAUCUCCUGAAGGCCUUAGCCGACUACUCCUUCCCAUUCUCUGCCUUUGACGACAUUGGUGAGAAUAUUUCAUUUCGAGUUUUCUGUAUUUGUUAAAACCAAAACACUGAGCCACAUUUAAUUUUUUACACACAUUUAGCACUUGUAACUUAUGAGUAACUUUAAAAAGAUUUGUAAUGUAACUAAAAAUAAACACUUUUUUCAAGUAUU
Molecule: messenger RNA, 6360 nt
Organism: Nothobranchius furzeri (turquoise killifish)
Lineage: Eukaryota; Metazoa; Chordata; Actinopteri; Cyprinodontiformes; Nothobranchiidae
Source: RefSeq, a predicted model, not a curated record